Molecule: messenger RNA, 1080 nt
Organism: Naegleria fowleri
Lineage: Eukaryota; Heterolobosea; Eutetramitea; Acrasida; Naegleriidae
Exons: 3
Coding region: 1-1080 (359 amino acids)
Cellular component (GO): mitochondrion
Molecular function (GO): NAD(P)HX epimerase activity
Source: RefSeq, a predicted model, not a curated record
AUGAAAAAAAUUGUUGGCUUAUUCCGAAAAACGAAGGAUACUCUCCUCGAUUCAAAUUUUGUCAUUGAUCGGGAACGUUUAACGGUAUUCGGAGCAACAGAAACCACCACUAAAUCAACGUUAUUUAAUACUACCACAACGACUGCUGCUAAUUAUUAUUUAUUACGUUUGAAUUUGGAAAAAUUAUUUUGCUUCUCCAUCCUAUCAUCGUCAUCAUUAAAAUCAUUUGAAUUGAGGCAAUAUUCUUCAUCUUGUGGAGUUGAGUUUACGGAUACGAUCCAUCCAACAUCAACAACGAGUCAUUUAAAUACUUCCAGUAUUAUUGAAAUGUCGUCCAAGAAACAAUUUCUAUCAUCGGAUGAGGCAAUUAAAAUUGAUCAACUGCUCAUGGAUAAGAAUGUACAUGGAUUUUCAAUUGACCAGUUGAUGGAAAUGGCAGGAAUGUCUGUCGCUCAUGCAUGUUUUGAUCAUGCUCCUCCUCGUGAUAGGACCAACAUUUCUUGUUUGAUUGUGUGUGGCCCAGGAAAUAAUGGAGGUGAUGGGCUAGUAGCUGCACGACAUUUGAAACAUUUUGGAUACUCCCCUGUAAUUUUAUAUCCCAAAGAAACAACCAAUGAAUUAUAUAUUAGAUUAUUAACACAAUGUAAACAAUUAGAAAUUCCAGUUUUUAAAUCAAUCGAUGAAUUAUUAGAACAACACAACAAUACUUUUGAGAAUUUCAAAUUUAUACUUGAUGGAAUUUUUGGUUUUUCAUUUUCUGACAAAAGUGGAAUAAGGGAACCCUAUAAACAUAUCAUUGAGAUAUUAAAUGAGAAAGCCAAACAACAACGGGUGCCAAUGAUUUGCAUUGAUAUUCCAUCAGGAUGGGACGUCAAUAAUACUAAUAUUGAGGAAAAUCUUUAUAAUGGAGGCCUCUAUUGUGACGUUUUAAUUUCAUUGACAGCUCCAAAAUUGUGUGCUCAACAUUUUAAGGGCGUUCAUUAUGUUGGUGGAAGAUUUGUCCCACCAUCUCUUCAAAAAGAAUUUAAUCUUGAAUUGCCUCAGUACAAAGGUAUUGACAUUAUUGCAAGAGUCAAUUAA